Cololabis saira (Pacific saury) is the source of this 1334-nucleotide messenger RNA. RefSeq names its product immunoglobulin lambda-1 light chain-like. The transcript is spliced from 5 exons. The record is from RefSeq and is a predicted model, not a curated record. Lineage: Eukaryota; Metazoa; Chordata; Actinopteri; Beloniformes; Belonidae. Bases 173 to 1144 code for a protein of 323 amino acids.
UCAAUCAGCAGCAGCAGCUUCUCUGUGGUCUGCAGGGGCUGAUGGGAGUUUCCAGGAGCUGCUAGAAAGCAGCUUUUCCUGCUCUGGUCUCACAGCUCGUCCUUGUUGGGUCUGGGCUGCAUCAGAGCUCCACUUCUCCCCAGGUUCACCAGAGGAAACACCACGGACCAAAAUGCUUUUCCUCCCAGCUGCUGCUCUGUGCUGUCUGUGUUCAGCGCUGGUUGCCAUGGCAGCAGGGCCGGUUCAGGACGAUGUAACACUGACCAGGAGAGUUGGACAAAGUGUCUCCUUCAGCUGUGGACGAACUGAUCAGUGUGAUGGUGACUUGAUAAGAUGGUUUCAGAAAAAAGAAUUGGAAACUUUCAGAUUGAUUCUUGUUAUUAACAGACAAACCAGUGAAAUUAAGUCAGGCUACAAUCAUCCUCAGAAAGCAGAUUUCUCAGCUGAAAAUACACAGAAUGGUUGUUUGUUGAAGCUAAACAGAGUUAAACUGGAUCAUUCAGCCACCUACUACUGCAUGUGUGUGAAGUAUGCGUACUACAUCUUUGGACCUGGAAGUAAACUGUAUGUAACCGAUAAGCAGGUAGUGAAGCCCGUGGUGAGCGUGUACCCAGCAGCAUCCAGAGUCCACCUGGGGGGGGGCAGCUCCCUGCUGUGUGUGGCCUCAGCCAUGUUUCCUCCUGGGGUCCGGUUCUCCUGGAAAAGACAGAAGAACGGCCCGCUGGAGGACGUCCCCCCUGCCGAGGGAGAGCAGGUGGAGCUCAGAGAGCCGGGACGCAGCGCCUCCAUCAUGGUGGUCCACCGCCUCCAUCAGGACACGUACAGAUACAGCUGCUACGUCAAGCACGAGGGCGGCACGGUGGAGGCCCAGACACAAGAUCCAGGUUCAGGGGUUCCAGCUCCAGCAGAUCCAGGUUCAGGGGUUCCAGCUCCAGCAGAUCCAGGUUCAGGGGUUCCAGCUCCAGCAGAUCCAGGUUCAGGGGUUCCAGCUCCAGCAGAUCCAGGUUCAGAGAUCUUCCAGUCUGAGUGCAGGGUGAAGCUGCUCUGCCUGCUGUACACAGUGCUGACCCUGAAGAGUCUGCUGUACUGCUGUGGACUCUCUCUGCUGAUGGUCCUCAGGAACAAGGGGCCGUCCACCAACUGAACACAUGCUGACUGGUUUCUCUGAUAAUCUCACUCAUCACAUCAUUUAUACUCUUGAAAUACACAAAUGAUUAACCGUCUUGGUGAUAUUUCAUCUUUUAACAGCAUUUAUUUCUCCUUCAUGUCCUUUUUAAUAUUCUGAUUGUGCACAGUUUGGAAUCUGAUUCAUGUUUAAUCAAUAUUAUACUCAA